Messenger RNA from Antrostomus carolinensis (chuck-will's-widow), 1416 nucleotides. RefSeq names its product DEP domain containing MTOR interacting protein (gene DEPTOR). The transcript is spliced from 9 exons. Lineage: Eukaryota; Metazoa; Chordata; Aves; Caprimulgiformes; Caprimulgidae. Gene Ontology annotation, molecular function: protein binding; guanyl-nucleotide exchange factor activity; GTPase activator activity. Gene Ontology annotation, biological process: negative regulation of TOR signaling; G protein-coupled receptor signaling pathway; intracellular signal transduction. Gene Ontology annotation, cellular component: plasma membrane. The record is from RefSeq and is a predicted model, not a curated record. The annotation marks the transcript as partial.
GCUCAGCCUGUCCUCAUAGGAGAGGUGCUCCAGCUCCGACUGCAUGAAGAAAAGGUCAUUAAAGAUCGGCGGCACCACCUCAAGACAUACCCAAACUGCUUCGUUGCCAAAGAGCUGAUCGACUGGCUGAUUGACCAUAAAGAGGCCUCAGACCGAGAGACGGCAAUUAAACUGGUGCAGAAAUUACUGGAUCACAGCAUUAUCCACCAUGUCUGUGAUGAGCAUAAGGAAUUCAAGGAUGUCAAGCUAUUCUACCGCUUCCGAAAAGACGAUGGGACGUUUCCACUGGACAAUGAGGUGAAGGUGUUCAUGAGAGGACAAAGGCUGUAUGAAAAGCUGAUGAGUUCUGAAAAUACCCUUUUGCAAGCCCGGGAAGAGGAAGGAGUGAAGUAUGAACGGACCUUUGUGGCAUCAGAGUUCAUUGACUGGCUGAUCCAGGAAGGAGAGGCCACGACGCGGACUGAGGCAGAGCAGCUCGGCCGCAGACUUUUGGAGCACGGGAUUAUACAGCAUGUGUCCAACAAGCAUCAUUUUAUGGACAGCAACUUGCUCUACCAGUGCAGAAUGAAUUUCCGACGGCGGCGGCGGUUAAUGGAGCUCCUCACUGAGAAAUCUCGCUUGAUGCCAGAAAGUCAUGACAGCCCGUUUUGCCUGCGCAAACAGAACCAUGACAACAGAAAACACACCAGUUUUCUCUCAGUGAGUCCCACCAAGGAGAUAAAGAUCGUGUCAGCAGUACGGAGGAGCAGCAUGAGUAGCUGUGGCAGCAGCGGGUACUUCAGCAGUAGCCCAACGCUCAGCAGCAGUCCCCCCGUGCUCUGCAACCCCAAAUCCGUAUUAAAGCGACCUGUGACUGCUGAUGAGCUCUUGAUGCCUGGAGCCCCAUAUGUAAGAAAAACUUUUACGAUCGUUGGUGAUGCGGUGGGCUGGGGCUUUGUGGUGCGAGGCAGUAAGCCCUGCCACAUCCAGGCCGUGGACCCCAGUGGGCCGGCAGCUGCAGCUGGGAUGAAGGUUUGCCAAUUUGUCGUGUCUGUCAAUGGCCUCAACGUUCUCCAUGUGGAUUACAGGACAGUGAGCAACCUCAUUCUGACGGGCCCUCGAACGAUUGUGAUGGAAGUGAUGGAAGAAAUAGAGUCCUGAGAAGAAAAAAGAAAACCUCUUACUGGACAUGUUUGUGAGAGAAGUAGCAAUGACCGUGGAGUGGCAUGACACAACGAGGCAAAAUGUUGCUGUGUCUAAACAGAUGAUUUUGCUUUUGGGGGAGGGGGUUAUCUUUCAUGUAACAAUAAUAGCACUGGUGAUUAUGCUAAGAACAAUAGAUACCAGCAUAUUUUCAUUAAGGACUUUUCUUUGCCCAACGGAGACAAGGUCGAAGCCUUUAGGUUGUCUGUCCAACCGUGUCUGCGUCGGUCAGAA